AUGGUUUCUCGAGAAGCUUUUUCGGCUUCGUUUCUUCAACUCCUGGAGGAAGCUGCCCCCCAGGUUUUCACUGCCGAAUAUAUGGCAGCAGGUGCCCAGCAUCGUUUUUUGGACUUCUUCGAGGUCUAUGCUGGCCGAGGACGGCUUUCGAGUGCAGUGCAGGAAGCCCCUUUGCCAAAGCUUGACAUGUUCUGGGAAGGCUGUGCGAUCGCAAGGAGGGUGGCGGCUUCUCAGGGAAACGUGGGACAAUGCAGGCUUCGCAGGCCUAUCCGGGCACGUUUGGUCGUGCUGUUUCUCGACAGCUCUGGUCUUUGGGAGAUGUGGGCUCGCUGGAUUCGAUAUCCGCUCGGCCCUGCCGUUGGCAACGGUCCAAUGGCCCCGCCGGCCGCUGUCAUUCAUGAUGGCGAGAUUUGGGAGAUACUGGGACAGAAGCCGGAGAAGGCCGAGAAGAAGACCAAGAAGAAAGAGAAGAAGAACAAAAAAGGACCGAUCUUCUGUCAUGUGCCAACGGCAGGCAUCCGUGCAUUGGCAGGCCAAAGUUCCAACUCCGAAUCGCCGGAGUCCAGCACGGAGACUGGGGAAGGUCAGGAGGAGAAGCAGGGCCUCUUCCGGCUCCUGAACAAGGAGCUGCAGAGGUCGUUGGACCAAAACAAGGUCGAGGACUUGAGCUGCCAGCAGCUCGCAUACACUUUGUGCGGGGUCGCAACUUGUGUAGUGGCAUCCGACCUGGUUGCAGUUGGUGGCGAGAGUGAGUCAUUGCUUUGCGACAACCUCAAGAGGUGCAAGAGACAGAAGGAUAAAGAUGCAGAGAAUUCCUCGCUUCGCAAGGUGAAGGCCGCCCAGACCCUCUGGAGGAAGAGGCUGAAUCAGGUGUUGGUGCUGUUCACCGGGAAGAGCCAAGCCCAGAUCAAGAUCACGUCUUGCAAGACGCUGGAUGACAUCAACACGUUGUACAAGUCCCUGGCGAAGAAGCACGCCAGGAAGGAGGGCAUCAACAAGCAUGACAUGAACCGUUGCUACGACGAGCUUUUGAGCAGGCUGCACCAGGACCGAGAUGUGCAGAGGGUGCAGUUCUUGCAGUUGUCACGUUUGAAUGGCCCCAAUGGAGGCCUUGCGGGCAUGCCGUCGCCCUUGAUGUGGAACCCAUGGUUCCCCUGGCACAUGUUUCCUCCGGCAGUGCCGCCGAUGGGUUCCAUGCCGAUGACUGCCGAGUGGAUGCCGCCACCCAGCAUGAUGAGGCCGCCCAUGCCGAUGCCUGGUGGGUGGAUGGGGGCCAAUGCCGGGGCCUACAGACCGGCCACGCAGAGGGGGCCAAUGCCGGGGCCUUCGCCCGGCACGAUGCCCGGCACGACGCCGGGGCCAAUGGGUGGGCCUCCUGUGGUGAGCCAGGAGGUUCCAAGCUCAGAUGAUGAGGGCGACAAGCCGUCUGCCGCUCACCCUGCCUCUGGCAAGCCUGAAGAUGUCACUACGCCAGAAGCAGCAGAGCUCAAGGAGUCCGAUGGCAAGCCUGCAGAUUCGAAGCCGCUGGUUCCGGAAGCUUCAGAUGUGGCCUGCAAUGCUGAGAAGGAGAAGACAGCGGCUGUGCCGCAGGGGACAGAGCCCAAGAUGAAGCCGACGCCCAAGGUCAUCGCGGCGAGAAAGCCCCCGCCGGGGCCCCCGCCGGGGAAGGAGGAGAAGGAGGAGAAGGAUGCGAAGGCUUCAAUGCCCUCCGAGCCCUCCGAGCCCUCGGACAAGUCCAAAAGGGAGAUCGAGAAGGAGCAGUACGGGUGCAAGCGAGCCAGGGGUGGCCAGUACAGCCGCGAGGCUGGCUACUACUACAGCCAAAACGACACGGGCUAUGAGUACACCAACAGCGACUACAACUACGAUGAUGGAGCAUGGCAGGAAGCCGAGAAUGACCUCAAGCAGUUGGCUGCUGGCAAAGGCCAGAAAAGCAAGGACGAGGAGCCUCCUGGCUCCAUUAUCAGCCCCGGCACCCCUGCAAGGGCUAGGAAGAGGAGGUGUAAGCGAUCACCCCGUGCUGCAACCGCCUCAACCUUGAAGCCCCGGCGACUUUUUGCAGAGCCCGCCAAUACUGGCUCCACUGAAGGACCUGGGGAUCAAGAGGAAGAUGACGAUGAUGAUGAUGAUAAGUUUGCAUGCUUGUCAGGGGAUGACAAUGAGGAUCCCGAUCUUUUCAAUGGUGGCUUCAAGCUGAGCCCUCUCAAGAAGUCGGCUCGAAAGCCGAAGCAGCGAGCAAGUGGGAAGAGGAAGCGAGCUGCUUCCAAGGACUGCUUGCAGGAAUCCUCUGAGGCAGAGGAGCCAGAAGCCAUUGAAAAGGAUGACUCCGCCAACGCUGGCACGAAGGAGCCCGAUGAGGACCCCCCCGCCCAGGAUCCAAGGUCCAAGUUCGAGAUGGGUUUGCUGGAGCUCCUGCUGGUCGGUAUGAACCCGACCGAUUCCGAUCAGUGCAUGAGCCUGCUUCUGUGUGAAGACAUCACCACUCUCCGUGAAGCCGUGGAGCUCUUUUCAGAUGUGAUCCAGAGCUUGGGCAAGCAGGCGAGGGACUGUGCCCAGAACCUGACCUUGAAGGCUCGGAAAGCUUUGGCCAAGUGGCCAGCGAUUCUGAAGGAACAUGACGAGCAGCUGCUCGCCAUGGAGAACGCCGGUGAUGAGAAGAACAAGGGACUUCAGCUGGCCUUGUGGAGUACCCGCCAGGACAUGGCGAGCAUGAAAACGUGGCUCCGGUCCAAGCUCCAGGAGCACCAGAAGCUCGAGACAGAGGCCGAGAAGCUAAAGCACAAAGAGCAAUUUCAAAAGAAAUUGGCUUUUGUGGAUGAGAAGAUCACCAGGGAUCUGCCGAUUGUUCACGAUCAACGGCUUUCCAUGCCAGAUUGGGAGGCCGGCCAGGACAUCUUGGAUAGCUGCCGACAGGCGGCUGCUGCUGCAGGAUUGCCUCUGAGGCCUCGGUUGGUGGUACGGGAGAAGGCGGCGAUGCCUUCAGAUGAGCAGAUCGUGGAAUGGGUUCCACGUUCAGAGGAGGAGCCUUCGUCCACCGCAAAUGCGGUCCGGACCGACUACACUCCAACGACAAGUCGUUUCCUGCAGACCACUACUGGGCACACUGGUGUUUUUGAUGUGCUGCAGGUGCAGGGAGAUUUGAGCUCCGAUGGCUACAAGCUCUUUUUUCGAGCAAGCAGUAUUUGGAAAAUGUUUCAACGGAAGCAGAGCUUCACGAACUGGAGGGACAAUCUCACCUGCGAACUGGCUGAAGCAUGGCGAGUGAACUUAGACUUGCACAUCAUCCGAAAACUCGGAUACCGGGGCAAGCAGGCAGUCUGUGUGCUGCAGAUCCGCUCCUGCUCCGAGAAUCUCCAGAAGGCUAGCCUGAAGUCCCUGGAAACUUUGCUGGGGAAUGGCUGCCCAGCCGACAUGAAGCUGGCACUGCUCCCAAGGAGCGAUGCUUGUACUUUGACAUGUGUGGGACACGAUGUGGAUCUUCAAUCCUGGGAGACUUUCCUCCAGUGGCAGAAGUUCAAGCUUGCCUCUUCUGCCCAGCAGAACUUCAAUGCAGGCAGAGACCUUGCCGAAUGCUUCUUGGAAAGCAAUGAGGUUACCCAGGAGAUGGCAAAGCUGCCCGUGAAGGGAAUGGCUUUCUUGUGCGACGCCUCGCCCAAGGGUCGGAUGGAUGUCUGGCAGCCUGUCAUUGGGAUUGGGCCACAUGCCAUUGCUUGGACAGUCCAAAGACUUGGAGACCUGUUGCCUGUGACAGCAUCGGCCGAAGUGAAGGAGCAGGAACUGCAGUCCCUGGCCGACAAAAUGCUCCAGCAGGAAGCUUCAGCUGCUUCCAAGAUGCCUCGGACCAUUGGCCGCUUGAAGCAGGACCGGCUGGCAAGCAGAGAGCACAUGCGAGCCGUGCUGCACAGCUUGGAGCUUCUCGACCUUGAGCUGGCUCCCCUCCCUUUCUCUCUCCGGGCUGCAGACCCCGAAAAGCAUGAGACUCGUGAAAUGUAUGGCAGCCGGGCCUUCAUCUUCAAUCACGAAAGCGGCUUGGCAGAAUGGGUCUGCACGCCUGAUCUUGAUGAUGAGACAAAGAGCGGUGUCCGGGUGACACUGCAUCCGGACGAGGGCGGGCCGUUGUUUUGUGCAUGGCAAUUCUUAUCUGCACUCGGCCUCCCAGUCGGGUUCAGCAGGGAUGAAACGCAGCUAGUUUGCAAGAAGCUGGGUAGUCGUCGCAGAGCUCUGUCGCUGCUGCGAGUCAAUGCGAAACUCUUGCAAGAGCAGGCACAAGCUGCAGACACAUUUUCUUCGGUUCCUGAACGCCACACCUGGGGUGAAGCGAGACCGGGCAGCAAAUGGCAUGUGUUGUUGAGCUGGCAAGAUGUCCUUCUGAUUCUGUUUCCAGGCUGUCAGAUGCUGACAUCUUGGCUAAUGAAAGCCAAGAAAUCUCCUUGGGCAACCCAUGCAGUGGGUAACACCUGGAUGGCCGCCUGCAGGCGGUAUUUGCAGAUUGUGCCAUGA
Molecule: messenger RNA, 4500 nt
Organism: Symbiodinium sp. CCMP2592
Lineage: Eukaryota; Dinophyceae; Suessiales; Symbiodiniaceae
Source: the annotation of a GenBank genome assembly